Molecule: messenger RNA, 678 nt
Organism: Acinonyx jubatus (cheetah)
Lineage: Eukaryota; Metazoa; Chordata; Mammalia; Carnivora; Felidae
Source: RefSeq, a predicted model, not a curated record
CCCCUCCCUCCCUCCCCUCCCUCUCCCUCCCUCCCUCCUCUCCCCCCUCCCCCUCCUCCCCUCCCUCCCCUCCCUCCCCCUCCCUCCCUCCCCUCUCCCCCUCCCUCCCUCCCUCCUCCCCCUCCCUCCCUCCCUCCCCCCUCCCUCCCCUCCCCCCCUCUCCCUCCCCCCUCCCCCCCUCCCUCCCCCCUCCCCCCCUCCCUCCCCCCCUCUCUCCCCUCCCCCCCUCCUCCUCCCUCCCCCCCUCUCCCUCCUCCCCCCCCCCCCUCUCCUCCCUCCCCCCCUCUCCCCUCCCCCCCUCCUCCCCCCUCCCCCUCUCCCCUCCCUCCCCCCCCCUCCCUCCUCCCCCCUCCCCCUCCCUCCUCCCCCCCUCCCUCUCCCCCUCCCCUCCCCCCCUCUCCCCUCCCCCUCCCCCCUCCCUCCCUCCCUCCCUCCCCCCCCCCUCCCCCUCCCCUCCCUCCCCCUCCCCCCCUCCCCCCCUCUCCCCCCCCUCCCCUCCCUCCCCCUCCCCCCCCUCCCUCCCUCUCCCUCCCCUCCCCUCCCUCCCCCCCCCCCUCUCCCCUCCCCCUCCCCUCUCCCUCCCCCUCCCUCCCUCCCCCCUCUCCCUCCCCUCCCCCCUCCCCUCCUCCCCCCCCUCCCUCUCCCCCCCCCUCUCCUCCCUCCCCCUCUCUCCCCCCU